Messenger RNA from Colletotrichum paranaense, 915 nucleotides. RefSeq lists its product as uncharacterized. The record is from RefSeq and is a predicted model, not a curated record. The coding region runs from base 1 to 915 and encodes 304 amino acids. NCBI's taxonomy places the organism in Eukaryota, Fungi, Ascomycota, Sordariomycetes, Glomerellales, Glomerellaceae. The transcript has a single exon.
AUGACGUUUUCUCCAGAGAAGGACAUACCGGACCUGGCCGGCAAGGUCAUCAUCGUUACAGGUGGAAGCAGCGGUCUCGGCAAAGAAAGCGUUAUUCAGCUGGCGAAGCAUAACCCCGCAGCAAUCUACCUCACAGCUAGGACAGAAGCCCGUGGUAAUGCCGCCAUCAAGGAGGUGGAGCAAGCCGUGCCGGCAGCCAAGAACAAGAUCAAGUACCUCGAGCUAGAUUUAGGUUCCUUCGCCUCGAUCAAGAAGUCCACCGACGCCUUCCUCACCUCAGCCGACCGUCUCGACAUCUUGAUGAACAACGCUGGUCUGAUGGCUACACCACCAGGCCUGACAACAGAUGGAUACGAAGUUCAGUUUGGAUCAAAUUACAUGGGUCCGGCUCUGUUCACUAAACUGCUGCUUCCGAUCCUCAAAAAAACUGCCGAACAGUCAGGAUCCGACGUCCGCGUCGUCAACUUGAGCUCAGAGCUGUUCAAACAAGCGCCCUCGGAGGGGAUUCUCCUCUCAAAGUGCAAGACCCCACUCGACGACAUCUCCAGUCUGGCUCGCUAUGGGCAGUCCAAGCUCGCAGACUACUACCACACCCGCACGCUGAGCCAGCUUUACCCCUCCAUCAAGUUCGUUGCAGUCCACCCUGGAGUCGUCAACACCGGUCUCUUUGACGACUUCAGAAAGAGAAGGCCCUGGGUCGGUGGAGUGAUUGGCGUACUUGGAUCGAUCUUCCUGACAGACGUCCACGCGGGUGCGCGAGCUCAGCUUUGGGCCAGCACGGCUGCGAGUGCCAAUGUGAAGAGUGGCGGCUUUUACAAUCCGAAGUUCAAGGAGUAUAAGGAGGCGAAUUUGUACGACGAUAAGGCGGCCAAGGAGUUGUGGGAUUGGACUGAGAAGGAGCUUGAGGGGCAUUGA